AUGAGCCGAGAAAAACGGGAAGCGGAUUAUCCAGUAGAAUUAGAAUCACAGUUUAUUAUGAGGAUGCCUGAAGAACCUGGAAAAGUUUUAGGCGAGUUAAUAAAAUCAGGAGAAAAUUUUAAAAAUAGGCUUUCAAUUCAUAUCCAUGAUGAUAUGCGACAUGGAGAGGUUAGACUUGAUCAUUGGUUGUUAUAUGCUAAAAUAGUAGAUUUACCUACAAUAGUUGAAUCAUGGAAAAGUAUAGAUAGAAAAAGCCUAUAUAAAUGUGCUGAUAUCUGUCAAAUGAUGCUGUGUAAAGAGGAAUUAGACCCUAUUACAGAAGAUGAAUUACCCACAAAAAAUAAAAAAAAGGAUCCUCUAAAAGUAGAUAAAAAAUAUUUGUGGCCUCAUGGCAUAACUCCUCCAACAAAAAAUGUUAGAAAACGAAGAUUCAGAAAGACAUUAAGGAAAAAAUGUACUGAGGCACCUGAAAUAGAAAAGGAAGUAAAGAGGUUGUUAAGAGCUGAUAAUGAAGCAGUUAGCGUUACAUGGGAGGUUGUUAAAGAGGACGAGGGAAAUACUUCUAAAAAUGAAGCAAGUGGACCAUCCCAGAAAGUAAAAAUUAAAAAAGAAUCUACAAAAGCAAUUCCAAGUGUACCAAAUCAAUCUUCUAAAGUAGAAGACAUAUUUGGAGGUGCUCUCAGCGACAGUGACAUAGAAGAUGACAACGUAAACAUUGAUAUAGAUGAUAGUAGAUUAUCUGCAUAUGAUGAGCCAUUAUCUGACACUAAUUCCUUACAUGUGGGAGAAAGUAUGAAAGCAACUCAUUUAGUAACAGAAUUUAAAUCUGAAAUGUUUGACUGUUCUUUAAAGAAAUCAGUAACUCAUAAAAGUAGUGCUUUAAAUGAAAAAGGUACUGGCAGUAGUUAUCAAGUUGAUAUGAUUAAGCAUCAAAGCUUCAGUGGUUUUAAUGAUUCAUCAAGAUUACAGGAACUUGUAACUGAAUUAGAGGAGUUAAAACAACGUAAACAAAGGACUCAAGUUGAAAUAUUUGGAAUAGAAAAUAUGACUUUAAAACAAAGAUUUCAAGAUAUAUUAAAAUCACUCAAUAAAGAUAUAGUGAUAAAGGAAAUGGAAUAUCAAAAUCUGAAAUCACAGUUAAAA
This is a messenger RNA of Brenthis ino (lesser marbled fritillary), 1143 nucleotides long. The record is from the annotation of a GenBank genome assembly. NCBI's taxonomy places the organism in Eukaryota, Metazoa, Arthropoda, Insecta, Lepidoptera, Nymphalidae.